Rotaria sp. Silwood1 is the source of this 1095-nucleotide messenger RNA. NCBI's taxonomy places the organism in Eukaryota, Metazoa, Rotifera, Eurotatoria, Philodinida, Philodinidae. The record is from the annotation of a GenBank genome assembly.
AUGAACCAUCCAAGAGAACUGCACACAACGAUCUUAUUAACAAAUGGAAAAGUGCUAGUUACUGGUGGACAAAAGGAUGAUGAUAUUUUAAGUAGUGCCGAAUUGUACGAUUUAUCAACAGGAACUUGGACAACUACCGGUAGCAUGAAUAGUCAAAGGGAGGGGCAUAGAAUCUCUUUACUAACAAAUGGAAAAGUGUUAGUUGCAGGUGGAAGUAAUCGUAAAGAUAUGCUAAGUAGCGCAGAGUUGUAUGAUCCAUCAACAGGAAUUUGGACAACUACUGGCAACAUGGAUAGGGCGCGAUAUUCUCACACAGCAUCCUUAUUAACAAAUGAAAAAGUGUUAGUUACAGGUGGAAGUGGUCAUGUUGAUAUUCUAAGUAGCGCAGAGUUGUAUGAUCCAUCAACAGGAACUUGGACAAAUACCAGUGGCAUGAAUAGUCAACGAGAGGGGCAUACAGCAUCCUUACUAACAAAUGAAAAAGUGUUAGUUACAGGUGGAAAUGGUAAUAUUCUAAGUAGCGCAGAGUUGUAUGAUCCAUCAACAGAAACUUGGACAACUACUGGCAAUAUGGAUAAGGUGCGACACUUUCACGCAGCAUCUUUAUUAACAAAUGGGAAACUGUUAGUUAUUGGUGGAGUAAAUACAGAUGAUAUUCUAAGUAGUGCCGAAGUGUAUGAUCCAUCAACUGGAAAUUGGACAACUACUGGCAGCAUGAAUAAGGCGCGAUACCAUCACACAGCAUCCGUAUUAAGAAAUGGAAAAGUGUUAGUUACUGGUGGAGAAAGUAUUGGCCCAAUCCUAAGUAGCGCAGAGUUGUAUGAUCCAUCAACAGCAACUUGGACAGCCACUCGUAGCAUGAAUAGUCCACGAUCGAAGCACACAGCAUUCGUAUUAACAAAUGAAAAAGUGGUAGUUACUGGUGGAGGAAAUUUUAUUGAUUUGCUUAGUAGUGUCGAAUUAUAUGAUCCAUCAACAGAAACUUGGACAACUCCUGGUAGCAUGAACAAUUCACGAACUUGGCACACACUGACCUCAUUAACAAAUGGAAAAGUGUUAACUAAUGACGAAUGGUCAAAUGGUAGUGUGGUUUAA